AUGACUGUCGUGGAUAUGUAUCAACUGCGGCCCGUUACCGUGACCGGGCCGCUGCUACUCUCGUCUGGCACUAUUGAUGCUUCUGAUCCAUGGUACUGGAUUUCCUCAUCAACUUUGAGCCCUUCCACUUCCAGCUGCAAAGCCGUCUCUCGGUGGGAGUUCGAUUCACCAUGGAUCUGUGGAUCGCCACGGUACGCAUCAAAUGCCGAGGUCAGCGCUUCACUGGACAUGUCCGGUCCGCCUUUUGGAGGCGUCGUGCAUGUUGAAUUUUGGGUGUUUGGUUUCGACGUCAACUUUGGAGCUCCGCCACAGCCUCCUCCGGCUGUUAAUCUUGAGCGCUUCUGGAACGUUGUGCUCAAGUCGUCUGAGUCAUCGCCGCCAUCGAUGCUCACGUCAGAUGAUGGCAUGAAGAAGGGAAACGACAACAAAGAUGACGAAAAGAAGAAGCAGGACAAUCCGGCCAUUUUGCUAACAUGCGAGUCUGGCCUCGAACCGGCGCCUCCAGGGACGACGGCCAAAGAUGACGAUCCUUGGCUGAGGUUGGGUUUCGAGGUACAAAAGGAUGAAGUGACGAAGACGGGAGAUGAACAGGACGGUGGUGAACCUGACAAGAUUAACAAGAGAAAGCCCGCUCCGCUGGUUGGAAAGCCACCCAAGGAGCUGUUACGACGGUUUAAAACCACGGUGCCGGCUGUACCGUUGGUAGCAGUUGGACGUUAG
This is a messenger RNA of Trichoderma aggressivum f. europaeum, 720 nucleotides long. RefSeq lists its product as uncharacterized. The transcript is spliced from 4 exons. The record is from RefSeq and is a predicted model, not a curated record. Bases 1 to 720 code for a protein of 239 amino acids. Lineage: Eukaryota; Fungi; Ascomycota; Sordariomycetes; Hypocreales; Hypocreaceae.